AUGGAGGGUCUCGUCGCUGAGCUCACUUCGGCUGAAGAUCUUCAGGACCAGCUAAUAAAGAUGACUGUACGGCGAGAUGAGCUCUACGCCUGGUUUGGGGAGAUCAGGGAAGCCAUAAACGCCGUUGAUCUCGAGAAAUAUAAACUGAAAAGGGAGGUGAUUCGCCUAAUAGAAGAAACGACCACUCCAAAUAUCCCGCUGAUUGUCUACGACAGUACAAACAACGUCAACAACAUUGUUAAUCCUUACCGAAGCUUGCCCAUGGUGGGGGACCAUACACCGAGGAUGGCAAAUCAGGGGAAAGCCAGUUCUGUGUUUGUAGUGGUCAAGUAUAUUGAACCCCCAUACAGUGGUGCAGUAUUUGAAAUAAAAUUAAAACGAGGAGGAGAAGACCAUAUGGGCGGUGGUGCCGGAAGAGCAGUCACUCAUGAACCCCAACUACUUGAACCUAUAGUCAAGUUAUUUGGUUGUUAUGCGAUUCAGACUGCGAGGAUUUUCAGCCGCUCCCAGUUAUUUCUACUCCUAGAGAACGAUAUUACGCACAAGACACUGCAUGGAUAUGCUAUUAACACGAAGACUUUGUCAGUGGCUUCAUUCGUGCCCCCGGGAGCUUCUAAGCGGGCUGGGGUCAUUGUUUCUGCAUAUGGGAAACUUUAUCAUCUUGCAGCUCCAGUACACCCCGAAAAACUAUCCUUUGACAGCUACGAUCCUGCUACAAAUCUGUGGACGCCUCUGCCUAAUUUUCCAUUUUAUUCUACGUAUCCUGCCAAUAUGCGUAUAGUUGGUCAUGCCGUUUGCUAUGGCUUUAUUUUGUUUUCAAUGUGUGACUGCAAUGAGCAGCGGUCCAAAGCCGCAGCUUUUCAUGUGAGUACAAGUGUAUGGCGUGAAGUGAAAAUUGACACUUAUGCAUUUGUUCCUUUCCGAGGGAGGGCUGUGGUUGUAGGCAAGACUAUCUAUGCCUUAUCUCAAUAUGGAAUGAACAUUCUAGCAUUCUCCUUCUUCUUAAAGAUGGAUGAAGGUGAUUUUGCUUGUUCACUAAACGCACCAUUAAGAUUGCAGGGCCUGGAGGUUCGGGGUGGGCCAUUUACAUGUGGUGCUAAGCAAACAGAGUAUUUGGUUCAUUUGGGGAACAAUGAUUUUUGUCAUAUCCGAACUGCCCAAAACGAUGAAAUUUAUUGUCGUCAAUAUCUUUGUAUAACCACGUUUCAAAUUGUUGUUGGAGAAGGAGGAAGUUGUAUCAAGACCUUAGAUUCAACUGUUUUUCAUGUGGAUGUUAGUCACUCCGGUACUUUCUAUAUUAAAUUCAGCUUCGCACCUGAGUGCGAGGAUUUUGAACCCGAAGAAGAGGAGAGUGUAGAAACAAGUUUCGCAAUUACAAUUGGUUUCGCAGAGACCGGCCGUCCAAUGGGAAAUAUAAAAGCAAAAAAUAUGCUAAAAGCGAGAAAGCCAAACAGCAGGAAAAACCAAGAAGAUGGCGAAUCUAAUGAAAAUAUUGCUUAA
Messenger RNA from Prunus armeniaca (apricot), 1500 nucleotides. The record is from the annotation of a GenBank genome assembly. NCBI's taxonomy places the organism in Eukaryota, Viridiplantae, Streptophyta, Magnoliopsida, Rosales, Rosaceae.